AUGGGAGGCCGUCUUUAUGGCGAAACCCGCGCGGUCAACCGCUGGGUUGAGCGGUUCAACAUGGAUCGGAAGCAAGCCCUGGAUCGCUGGGAUAUGGAGGUGGCUUCUGCCAAGGUGACGAACCAAAACGGACCCGUUGGGUCACCUGUCAAACUAGAUGAUUUUAUCAUCGUGGAAGACGCGGUUGUGGACGAAAAAAUCAAACAAAAAGAAUUCAAGAGACAGAAGUUCACUGAUGAGGUGGAGGGGUUAAUGGAUGAAGGUCUGCUUGGCAGAGCAGGCAGGGAGAAGGACAUCGAGAAGUUCGGUUUGGCUAGGAUGGACAACCCAGACAUGGUCUCUAGCUUGUUCGGUCGUCCCAACAAGAUUGCUGUGGGUGUCAAUGAGCCCGCUGCCGAAGCAGAGAAGGAGACCAAGGAGAAGGAGAAUCGGAAGCCUUUUGAUGCAGCUACGGAGAAGCUGGAAGUUGCUGCCUUCACCGAUGAAAGUUUCGAUGCCGCGAUGGCAUCGACCGAGACCCCGCUCAACGAGCUGGCGGCAAUGACACUGCUGCGUGCCAGGCGGCCAGGCGGUUCGUUGCCUCGGGCUUUGCUUGGAAGUUACGCUCCAGGCAGAGCGCAGACGGAUGAUCCUGCGAAAGGACAAGAGGAUGCCGAUCAGUAUGAGGCCGUCUUGAAAUGCAACCCGGAGGCAGAGCUGCCGGAGUCGUUUUUGCAGAUGCAGCCUUUGCUGCACAUCUCCCAGAAGCUUGGCAAUUCUUUGAAGACUUUGGCGACACCCGCUGAAAGGAAGAGCAUCGAGACUGACUUUAAGCCUGUGGUCAACAUCAUAUCGCUCAUGCGGACAUCCCUCAAAUCUGCGCUAGGCAAGACGAAAAAGUUCAACAAAGAUCGCCACGCAAGCGAGGAGCGGGUGAAGCGCCAGCAAGACCAGCAGGCAGUGAAGGCAAGAGCAACAAAAAAAAAGAAGAGAGAGCAGGAAGCUCAGAAGAUCAACAAAGCUGCGGAAAAGCAGGGGCGAGUUGACAACAUCUUUGGCAUCGAUUUGCUGAAACUGACAAUUUUCGCUCGGACAAGAGCGCCUGCAAAGUCGUGCGUCCAGCACUGUACAACGGAGCUCAAAGCGUAA
Molecule: messenger RNA, 1128 nt
Organism: Symbiodinium sp. CCMP2592
Lineage: Eukaryota; Dinophyceae; Suessiales; Symbiodiniaceae
Source: the annotation of a GenBank genome assembly